Molecule: messenger RNA, 932 nt
Organism: Cercocebus atys (sooty mangabey)
Lineage: Eukaryota; Metazoa; Chordata; Mammalia; Primates; Cercopithecidae
Gene: LRRC72
Product: leucine rich repeat containing 72
Exons: 9
Coding region: 69-932 (287 amino acids)
Molecular function (GO): protein binding
Source: RefSeq, a predicted model, not a curated record
UCUCUUGGGUGCCACCCGCGGGCAAGGCCGGAUUAAUCGCCGCUGCUGCCGGCGGCCCAUGUGUCCUGAUGUCCUGGGACCCGAACCCCGUUCCCCGUGCCUUGCGAUGCUGGAGCCUACGGAGGGCGUCCGAAACUGCCCUACAGAGCAGUCGCCGGGCAGUUGAAGAUCAACUAAAGAUACGUGGCCACAAGAGGGAUGCUGAUGUCUUCGAGCUGUUCCUUUCUAAAAAGGAACUGACAGAGGUCAUUGAUCUCUCUAGGUUUAAAAAAUUAAAAUACUUAUGGCUUCAUCAUAACAAGCUCCAUGGAAUAACAUUUCUAACUAGAAACUAUUGUCUGACGGAACUAUAUCUAAACAACAAUGCAAUAUUUGAGAUAGAAGGCCUGCAUUGUUUGCCUUCAUUGAAUAUACUCCUGCUACACCACAAUGAGUUAACCAAUAUUGAUGCAACAGUGAAGGAAUUACAGGGAAUGCUAAAUCUGAAGAUCCUAAGUCUAUACCAAAAUCCUUUGUGCCAAUAUAACCUGUAUCGUUUAUAUAUCAUCUACCACCUUCCAGGAGUGGAGCUGCUUGACCGAAAUCAAGUUACAGAAAAAGAAAGAAGAUCAAUGAUUACCAUUUUUAACCAUAAAAAGGCUCAUAUCGUUCAAUCAAUAGCAUUCAGAGGAAAAGUAGAUGCUUCGUGGGGUCCUAAAUCACCAUUUAAGCAAAAACCAGCCCAGAGAGUACCUUCAGAUUUUGGAUUUGCAAAUAAUGUAGACAAAACUGUGUUCGAUGACCCAGAAGAUGCUGUUUUUGUGAGGUCCAUGAAGAGAUCAGUGAUGACUUUGACCUCUAUGAACUGGAACACAGUUCCAACACGAGAGGAAAGAUACCUCGAAGAGGAAGGCACAGAACCGGCUCAAAUGCUCACAGUUACACUGAGAUGA